GCGGUCCUUUGCCAAAAUGAAAUGUACUAUGGCUGAUGAUGGAGAAGAAUUCAAUUUAUUUAGUGUUGGAACAAUAGUAAGUUGUAAAACAUGCUUCGGUGAAGAGUUUGAAGGAGAAGUGACUGCUUUUGAUUAUCAGACAAAAGUGCUGGUUUUGAAAUGUCCAAGCAAAUCCGGCAAAGCCAAUCUUCAAGAUAUACGGAUGAUAAAUUUGGAUUAUGUUGAAGAUGUUGUUAUCAAGAAAGAGGUUACAACACCUGCUAAUGGAACACAGACUCUUAUGCCAUUAAAUAUAGAAAAGUUAUCUGGGCGAGCUAAGCAACAUGUGAAGGAAAGGCAGCGUUUAGUAAAUGCUUUGUCAUCUGGAGUCAGCAGCGAAGGCAUAACAAUAUUUUGUGCUAUAACAAAAACAAUUGCUGAAGUUACGUGGCAAGGAAAGAACAUCAUUGUUAUGAAUCAAGUUACUAUUUCACCUCCGUAUCGACCAGAAAAUUGCAAACCCAUAGGAAAAGGGGAUGGAGAUGCAGUAAAUCAUGUUCGUCGAAUUUUGGAAAAAUAUUUCAAAGAUCAAGCCCAAGCACAGCCCAGUCAAUCACAGCAGACUCAAUCUAGGCCUCAUCUACAAUAGAAAAUAUAAAUAUUAGUUAAAUGAGAUUUCACAUUUUGUUCUGGAUAUUCUAGCAAGGAAAACAAAAUUUGGAAUUUUGUCUCAUUUAAAGAAAAAAAGAAAAAGGGUUAAGUGAAAAGUGCAUUUGGAGUAUAUUGAAGUGGUUACCUAUAAUUUAGUCAUCUUAAGUUAUUUUUUAUACCUUUUUGAAUUUCAUUUUUUGUGAAAAGUCAAACAAGCAAUAAAAUGUGCUUGAUUAAACCUAGUGGUAUUUCAGUACCUUAAAUACUUUAUUUUUAAAAUUUAGCACAAACAUGCUCAAUUAUGCACAAGAGAAAUGAUGUAUGUUUUUAAGUGUAUUGUGAUAUUUGUCUUUAUUUUGUGUGAAAAGGAUGCUUUCAGUUAAAAUACUUAAUGUGAAAUCAUUUUGGAUAUUCAAAUUACUGAAAGAAAUUUUGAGCAUGUAUUCUUUUUUAAAUGAAUCAGUGUGCCCAUAAGCAAAUUAAUCUUUGUAAUGAUAAUAAUUGCAUAAGUAUGUAGCUGUAAUAAAGUAGCUUUUUUUUUAAUAUCAAUAAAAAAUAAUCAUGUCUUAGAUAAAAUGUAAUCAUUCACAAGUAGAUAUUUGUAAACAUUAAUUUUUAAGUUUUUUUUUUUUUUUUUCUGUGCUUUGUAUUCUAUGAGAGUAGUCGCUUAUUCCAUAAAAUGCAUAAUAAAUGUAUUCUCAAAAUCAGAUCGAAUGUUUUUGAAUACUAACUUUUUUUAUAAAUUUAGUAGGAUAAAACAAUUUACCUCUAUUUUGGGUGUUUUUACUACAAUUUGUACCGACAGAAUUAUUUUAUAUAUUGUUAUUUAUUGUUCAUGUUAAUUGACAAAAAAUAUUUAAUGACAUACACAUGUAAUUGCUGUUUCAAGACAUAGACCUCAUGUUGUGUAAUUUCACACUGUUAGGAAAACUUAUUACUUGUUGCAUUUAAAAUGUGAUCAAAGUAUGUUGGUUUAGUCAUGUUUUGUCAGAUAUGUAGUCUGUGCAAUACAUUGUCAUAGACUGUUGAUGUUUCACAAUUAGGUACAUUAAUGCUAAAAAAUUCAACAUCUUUUAUCUAUUAAUGGAGACUGUAUGUUCUUUCUAAUUAUGGAUUUGUACAAGUUAUUUAAAAUUGAAAAAUGUGAAUGUGUCUCCUUUUUCAUGAUAUUUGUAUUGAUUUUUUAAGCUAUGUGCAAGAAGCUCAGCAACAGUACAAAGAUAAAUAUGCAAGUUCUUUUAUUGUUCUCCCAUCACUUCCAAGUUAUUCCAUCAGAAAUGCCUUGAUAGUGUUUGUAGUUAUUAUGUCUUUUUCCCUAGUUGUAUAGGUUUACUAAAAGGUUAGCCACUUCAAUAUACAUAUUACUUUUUAAAAAAUUGUAUUAUAAUUUUUCGUGUAGAAAUAAAAGAUAAUCCAUAUCUGAUAUGUUGAAUUGAUUUAUAAGUAUUGCUAAUGUGUCAAGAACUGUUUCUAUCAAAUUUGGGAAAUUUUGUUUAUACCUUCUCAUUUUUGAGAUGUGUAAACAAAUGUAUGAAACAAUUUUCCUGUCUGAAAGAUUUGUUUGUAGGAAACAGUUCUGACUGUACACUAAUGUUAUUUGUUUUCAGAUUUCUGUUGUUUUAUUAUUAAUUAUAACUGAUAACCUAUGUGAUAUUUCUCUCUGUGCAGGCACAUUAGCAGUAUUUACAUUGACAUUACAUAUCUUUUAUAUUUUAUGUUCAUAAAUGCAAGUCCUAGAAAUCUCAGAGCAGCUGAAUGUCUGUUUGCUUUAUUAAGUUAUAAAAACAUGUUCAGGCAAGGAAAAAUAAAAUUUUCUUCAAAUAUCCA
Molecule: messenger RNA, 2457 nt
Organism: Stegodyphus dumicola
Lineage: Eukaryota; Metazoa; Arthropoda; Arachnida; Araneae; Eresidae
Product: protein LSM12 homolog A-like
Molecular function (GO): RNA binding
Source: RefSeq, a predicted model, not a curated record